UAGCUGAGUGGGGCAGAGUGCCACGUGACCAGCAGUGCAUCAGAUUUAAAUUGUGGUUAUUUGUCACCGUUUGAAUGCGAGGCAGUUUUUUUUGUUUUCAGUGGCGCUAGAGUGUGAGUGUAAAUGUUGUGUUUACAGUUGAAGGUUCCGCUGCAGGUCUGAUCCGGAUCGAUCUGUUGCCCACAGAGAAGAUGGACUGUCGAGAUAAGAGCGAUGUGUUCUUUCUGAUCGAUGAGAAGUUCGACUUCGAUGUUUCUCUGUCUCCCGCCAGCUCCAACGGUGAUGAAGACGAGGUGUUUGUGGGUCCCGUCGGCCACGCGGAGAGGUGUGUCUCUGCCAAUGUGGCGUCCCUCGCCAGUGGAGGCGGCGUGCGGACGAGCUGGAGCCCGCUGAAUGGCGAGCAGCUGGACGCCAUGUGUCAGGAGGCCCAGAGAGUAGCCGGCCAACUGCAGUGCGCUAGUCUUCUUGUGCCCCCGUCAGUCCCCGACGAGGCGACUGGCGCGUUCUCCCAGGACGCUGAGGCCCAACUGGCUGCGGUCGAUCGACGCGCGAGUGCGCUCAGCCCCGUCAAAAGGCAGACCUUCUGCGUGCAGGACAGUCCCAUGAAGCAGCUGCCGCCUGCCAUCCGGCACCGCCUGCUGACCGAGCGAGGCGCCACUACGGCUACCCCCACCCGCCCGGGCACUACAGCAACACCCGCCCGUCCGGCCACUACAGCCACAUCCGUCCGCCCGGGCGCUAUAACUACGUCGACCCGUCCGGCCACAUCUGCCCGCCCUGCUGCCAGACAGAGCGCCUUGAGUCCCGCGGCCGGGGUCAGGCCUUUGCCCAGAAUGGGGCUGCGUGGGAAAGCCACCCUCGGCGUUGCCGUGGUGCUGCCGAGCAAACCGGCUGCCGCUACGAUUCCCUGUGCGGCCGGCAAGAGGAAAGCGGAGAGGCUGCAACCACCGAGCAAACCAAUGGGUGGUUGGAGGCGGAGCCCCUCUUCUCGCCCCCCCAGCAGAGGGGGGUCAUGUGAGGAUUUGCUCUCUGAUUCGGCAAGCGUGGCGUCUGACAUCAGCGACUCAUCCCUCAACUCCAGCAUUCUGGGAAAGCGCACAAUGGCUCCGCCCACCAAGCGUGCUCUGGGGAACCAGUCAGGGGUGAAAGCUCCGCCCCUUCAGAGGAUGAGGGGGACUGAGAGGAAGAACACGUCCUCUUCCUCGUCCUCAGUGUCCAGCUUCAACUCCAGCCUCUCGCUCUCCCCCGCUACAGGUAAAGCAAACUCUUCUCUGAACCGGAGUCAGAGCAGCUCCAUUGGCCCCGCCCCCAGCAGACCGGCCAGUCACAGCAGGCCGCGCCGCUCCACCGCCGCCGCAGCGGAGCCAGCGCCUUCCACCGCUGGCCGCCGCUCGCUGUCCACGCGGGCCAGGAAGCUGUCUGAGGCGGAGCAUGUCAAAGCCCCUGUGUCCACACCGCUUAAGAGGGCCGAGGCCACGCCCCUCCACAUGACUCCUGCCAAGAGGGCUGUGGAGAGGACCGCCGCCGUCUCCUCCACUGCCUCGACCCGGCUGCACAGUGGGUUAAAGAACAAGUCCAGACCAGAGGCCCCGGUCCUACCGACACCCAGCGGGAGAGUCCGAGGAGUCGCUCCAGAUGUCUCGAGGCCAACCAGGCCGACGUCGGUGAGCGGCGUGGACAGUCGUCUUCCUCAGAAGCCGAUCUCUUCUGUUCCCCUGACGCCCUCGGUAAAGGCGCGGCGCCCCUCCGCCCUCCCCACCCCGGUGAGGCGCAGGAUGUCCGGCAUCCCCGUCGCCACGCCAACUAGACCCCCGCCCACCUUCGACUUUGACCCGGCCUCCGUCCAGAGGGAGAUGAGCUGCAGCCCCGCCCCUGCAGACGCACAAGAGGCGGAGCCUGUUAAUGCACCGGAUGUCCAGCCCUUCUGUCUCGAGGAGGAGGAGGAGCCGCCUGCUGCCCCGCCCACCAGCCCUGACCAAUCAGAGAACUCUGAUCCUCGAGCUCCGAUUCAGGACGACUCGCAGCGCAACAAGAACCCGAUUGAACUGGAAAGCACAGAAAAGAGCAAGAAACAGGAGGUCCUCCUGUUGGAUCUUCCCGCUCCGACUCCGCAGCCUCACGAGAAACUUCUCAUCGACUUAACAAACACGCCCGACCUGAUCCGGACCAGCGGCACGGCCUCCACCCAGCAGCUGAUCGACUUGAGCUCUCCGCUCAUCAAGUGGAGUCCGGAGGAGAAGAGGGAGAACAACGCUCCGCUCAUCAACCUCUCCUUCUGAUCUAGACUCUUCCCCAACGGGACUCAGCAGAAACUCUUAAUAAUCAUGAACCCGGUUAAAUAAAAUGUUUUAAAUGGGGAAAAUAUUUGAAGGUGGAGUGUUUCCUGCAUCUGAUUGUACCGUUUUUAUUUGUCUCCAGCUUGCUGCUCUUAUUGAUGUCUGAAUAAAUGUUAAUGUCACUCC
This is a messenger RNA of Gasterosteus aculeatus aculeatus (three-spined stickleback), 2462 nucleotides long. RefSeq names its product G-2 and S-phase expressed 1 (gene gtse1). Gene Ontology annotation, molecular function: microtubule binding. The record is from RefSeq and is a predicted model, not a curated record. Lineage: Eukaryota; Metazoa; Chordata; Actinopteri; Perciformes; Gasterosteidae. Gene Ontology annotation, cellular component: microtubule cytoskeleton; cytoplasmic microtubule.